AUGACUUUGCGAUGGGGUGCUGGUCAAUGGGUAGGCAGUGAGAGUAUGAAUCCGGGGUUCGAAGAUCAAAGGGACCAUAGGGCUGAGAACCAGCGACAGAAGAACCAGAAAUUCCAAAGGAGCGCGAAGAAUUCAAAGAUUGAGGAGAAGUGGGAAUUUAAACCGGGAAGGCCGGAAAUGAGAAUGAUCGACCCAUAA
This is a messenger RNA of Penicillium cosmopolitanum, 198 nucleotides long. RefSeq lists its product as uncharacterized. The record is from RefSeq and is a predicted model, not a curated record. NCBI's taxonomy places the organism in Eukaryota, Fungi, Ascomycota, Eurotiomycetes, Eurotiales, Aspergillaceae. The coding region runs from base 1 to 198 and encodes 65 amino acids. The transcript has a single exon.